This is a messenger RNA of Astrephomene gubernaculifera, 450 nucleotides long. The record is from the annotation of a GenBank genome assembly. Lineage: Eukaryota; Viridiplantae; Chlorophyta; Chlorophyceae; Chlamydomonadales; Astrephomenaceae.
GAUACGAAUAUAUAGGGUUACCUUUCAUACAGACAAUGCCCAGUAUUGGUUAAAAGUGCCUACAGCAAAGAACUUUGACGAGCACGGAACUGCACUGCCAUGUUCCGCUGUUCGCAACAGCCACUCUACUCAACAGCCCGUUCGCUCCUCAUUCACCUGCUAUUCGCUUGUUAUAUUUUGUGCCCUGCAAUUUAUGGCUCCAAUCUAAAGAGAGCUGCUGCCCAAGGGCCCCACCUAGGCGCUGCGUCAGGCCAGCGCAGCCGCCUGGGCCCAGCUCCCCCGCAAUGCGACCCAUCUGGCUCCAGAUCAGAUUGUGGCUACUACGGUAUCCAGCAGGCCGAGUGUGAGGGCAAAGGGUGCUGCUGGUCUCCUGCCCUGGCUGCUGCAACCAACGUUGCCUCAACUACUACCGGUACCAUCCUAACCGCCACAACCAACACCAGCAGCAGU